AUGGGUUUGACGGAGCCCGGGCCGGGUGCAAAGAUAAGAUGCCAUAUCCACCAGGCUGAAAGAACCCGGCGGAACUUGACCAGAGAUUCACGAGGUCGUUGGUGCUGCCUUCCUGGUCAGCCAUGCAAGCUGAGACGGCCGGCCGAUGACAGGCCACGGUCGCGACGCAGAGCGCGUCGAAGGUCCAGGUCCAGGUCAAGGCGACGACGCUCUCGAAGACGCCGCUCUGGACGUUCGGAGAGGAGGCCAAAGCGCCGGAGAAUAUCAGAAGGCCACGGGCGGUUCAGACACCGGUCAAAAGAGGACCUUGCAGCCAAAAACAGUUCGCAACACAAAGAGGUUGAGAAGAAGGACCAGAUCCCAGAAUUUAUGGAAGCUGAGCCAGACUUUGAGGAGCCUGUGUGGAGCCCAACAAGUUCAAACGAGCAUCAAGUCACUCAGGCUAUUCCGGUGAAGCAAGAGCUUCCUGAGGCGAUGCAGUUCGAAGGUGAUGCAGCCGUUCAUCCAGAUGAGGAGCACACCCUGAAGCUAAAAGAGGGACCUGGAAGGAGUUCACUGAGUUCACUUUCCAAGGAGGAGCGGUUUCUAUGCUUCUGGCACAACAGAUAUCGGACACGGAGAAAUGUUCGCCGUUUGAGCAAUGAGCCAGACAGGUGGGUCUGUAAAGACGAGGAUCCAUGCCUCUUGGAAGGUCAGCGAAAACCCAGGCCUGGGAGCGCCUUGCAGACGUUGAAGCAGAAAUUGACCAAGACGGGAACAAUGAGAACCCGGCCCAGCAAAGGCUCUGGGUCGCGCCGCGGUGUAAAACGCACCACUGCUCCCAAGUUGGGUCGCUUUGCAAAAGGUCAGGUGUCCGCGCCAGCGAGGCGGUCUGAGGCAUUGAAGUCUUCAAAGACAUCGGAGGAGUGGGUUCAAUGUGUACAGCAUGGGAAAUGGCGCUGCCGCGAUUUGAUGGCACGCAAUGUGAAGGGCGAAUGGGUGUGCACCGGGGAUGACCGUUGCAAGGGAGUUGACAAAGGCUUGUCCUCAGGUUUCCCCAGAAGCCCCUCCCGGGGCAUCCACUUCGAGGCGAAAUCCACACAGCCCAUUCGUACUGGUGGAAACCUUGUGCCACUUGGACCUCAAAGGAUGAAGGAGGAACGCUCUCCGAGUAGAGGUGAUCGACGAGGAAGCGAUACAGAGACCAUGGAGCUUUUGGAAGAAGAGAGUACAGCACAGCUAAUGAAGAAUGCAAAGCCAACUUCAGCCCCAACAUUGAGCAUGCGCAUGUGUGCUGUACACAAGAAGCUUCGCCAUCCUGAAAGACUUGAGAGGUGUGGCCGUGGAUGGGUUUGCAAGUCCUCCGACAGCUGCAGAACUUCCGGGCCUAAGAAGCCAGAAAGAAGCGAUGAAAGCCACGUGUGUGAAAUUCACAAUCGCGUGAGAACCGUUCAAAAUAUGGAGAAACGCCGGGAUGGCAAGUGGAUUUGCAAACCUGAGUGCAGGUGUCUUUCAAGCCGCAAUUCUGAGCGUUGA
Cladocopium goreaui is the source of this 1515-nucleotide messenger RNA. The record is from the annotation of a GenBank genome assembly. NCBI's taxonomy places the organism in Eukaryota, Dinophyceae, Suessiales, Symbiodiniaceae.